CUGGAAUAACGACGCUCGCGAAACAGUUCCGAAACUUUGGGGAAGUCUACGCGCCGGACAUGGAUACGGGCACGCUGGGCUUGGUGCUUCUGCUCGCGACGGCGCGCGGCGUCGGUGCCCAGCACACAGCCGUGCAAAUGGGACAUGCGGAAAAAGGCGGCUGCACGUUCGACGACGGCCCUGCGCAGUGUGACUAUCAGCAGGACCCGUACGACGACUUCGACUGGACCCACGUCAGUGCCCAGGAGGCGCCGUACCUAUCCCCCGACCUGCCCCAGGGUUCCUACAUGAUGGUACAGUCCUCCCAGCAUGACCCUGGGGAGAAGGCCCGCCUCCUGCUGCCUGUGAUGAAAGAGAACGACACUCACUGCAUCGACUUCAACUACCUGCUGCACGGCGCUGAGGGCCCUGGCCCCGCCCCCGGCACGCUGAACGUCCUGGUGAAGGUCAACAAGGGGCCCCUGGCCAACCCCAUCUGGAACGUCUCCGCCCACACAGGCAAGGACUGGAAGAGGGCGGAGCUCGCCGUCAGCACCUUCUGGCCCAAUGAGUACCAGGUGAUAUUCGAGGCUGAGGUGGCAGCAGGAAGGAGAGCUUUUAUUGCGAUCGAUGAUGUCCAGGUGUUGAGUUACCCAUGUGAUAAGUCUCCUCAUUUCCUGCGUUUGGGGGAUGUGGAGGUGAAUGCAGGUCAGAACGCUACUUUUCAGUGCAUCGCUACCGUGCGAGAUGCCGUCAACAACAAACUCUGGCUCCAGAGGCGUAAUGGUGAUGACAUCCCUGUAGCUGAAAAGAAGAACAUAAAUCACAGGAAGUUUGCUGCCUCCUUCCAUCUCAAGGAAGUGACCAAUCAGGACCAAGAUCUGUACCGAUGUGUCACCCAAUCAGAGAGAGGAUCUGGGGUGUCCAACUUUGCUGGACUCAUUGUGAGAGAACCACCAAGGCCCAUUGCUCCACCCCAGUUGUUGGGCGUGGGCCCCACCUAUCUGCUCAUCCAGCUCAACGCCAACUCCAUCUUCGGUGACGGCCCCAUCAUCCUGAAGGAGGUGGAGUACCGCAUGACGGCGGGCGCCUGGACCGAGACGCACGCCGUCAACUCGCCCAACUACAAGCUGUGGCACCUGGACCCCGACACCGAGUACGAGAUCCGGGUACUGCUGACCCGCCCGGGCGAGGGCGGCACCGGCCAGCCGGGCCCCCCCCUCGUCACCCGCACCAAGUGUGCCGAGCCAAUGAGAACCCCCAAGAGCCUGAAGAUCGCGCAGACGCAGGCGCGCUUCAUCGCGGUGGACUGGGAGUCACUGGGCUACAACAUCACACGCUGCCACACCUUCAACGUCACCAUCUGCUACCACUACCAGCGUGGCGGGAACGGGAGCCGCAGGGCGUGUCUGGACAUGGACCCCAAAGCGCCCCGCCACGUGGUGCCUGCCCUGCCUCCCUACACCAACGUGAGCCUGCGCAUGAUCCUCACCAACCCAGAGGGCCGCAAAGAGAGUGACGAGACCGUCAUCCAGACAGAUGAGGAUGUUCCUGGUCCUGUUCCUAGCUCCUCAUUGAAAGCAACUUCGUUUGAGGAUCAAAUCUUUCUACACUGGAAGGAACCUCUCGAGCCCAAUGGAAUCAUCACACAGUAUGAGAUCAGCUACAGUAGCGUGCAAUCCUUUGACCCCUCCGUGCCAUUACUAAGGCCUCCGGUGACGGUGACGUUGCUAUGGAACGCCUCCCAUCACGUGUUCUCGCAGCUUCACCCUGGCACUACCUACCAGUUCCUGAUCCGAGCGCGAACCAGCAAGGGAUUCGGUCCGCCCACUACGGUCAACGUCACCACCAAUAUAUCAGCGCCCACCCUGGAGGAGUACGACGGACCGGAAGCCUUCCUCAACGAGACCACCACCACCAUCACAGUGCUACUCAAACCAGCCCAGGCUAAAGGGGCUCCAAUCAGUGCCUAUCAGAUCGUGGUUGAGGAGCUCAACCCUCAUCGGACGCGGCGUGAGGCUGGCGGAGUGGACUGUUACCAGGUGCCCGUGUCCUAUCAGACGGCGGCGAGUGGCGGGUCGCCAUAUUACUUUGCGGCCGAACUUCCGCCAGGGAACCUUCCGGAACCAUCUCCGUUUACGGUGGGGGACAAUAAGACGUACCACGGCUACUGGAAUGCCCCCCUCGCACCCCGAAAAAACUACAACAUCUACUUUCAGGCCGUGAGCAGCGUGGAGAAGGAAACGAAAACGCAGUGUCUGAGAUUGGCAACUAAAGGUGCCACGGAGGAGCCGGAAGUGAUCCCUGAUCCGGCCAAGCAGACAGACCGUGUGGUGAAGAUUGCCGGGAUCAGCGCUGGAGUUCUCGUCUUUAUCCUUCUACUGUUAGUGGCCAUUUUAUUGGUGAAGAAGAGGAGGACCUACUAUUCUUACUCAUAUUACCUGAAGCUGGCUAAGAAGCGCAAGGAUGCGAUUGGGAACACGAGGCAGGAGAUGACACACAUGGUGAACGCGAUGGACCGCAGCUAUGCUGAGCCGAGCACGCUGCACGCGGAGGAGCCCGUCUCGGUCACCUUCAUGGACUCGCACAACUUCAGCAGCCGAUUGCCAAAUGAUCCUCUUGUGCCCACUGCCGUGUUAGUGCCCAUCACAGACGAGAGUCAGGCCGCAGCGGCGGCUGCCGCCGAGAGCAGUCGACUCUUGGACGUCCCACGCUACCACUGCGAGGGCACGGAGUCUCCAUACCAGACGGGACAGCUUCACCCAGCCAUCCGCGUGGCUGACCUCCUUCAGCACAUCAACCUGAUGAAGACCUCCGACAGCUAUGGCUUCAAGGAGGAGUACGAGAGCUUCUUUGAGGGUCAGUCGGCCUCCUGGGACGUGGCGAAGAAAGAGCAGAACCGCACCAAGAAUCGCUAUGGCAACAUCAUCGCAUACGAUCAUUCUAGAGUGAUCCUACAGCCAAUGGAAGACGACUCGGCCUCCGACUACAUCAAUGCCAACUACAUAGAUGUAAGUGGUGAUGCCCCUCCCCUCUCCACUGGCGAAGGUGUCAGAAACAGCUCUCCCUCGCUCAUUUGGCUAUACAGGGAUGGAUACCAGCGGCCCAGCCAUUACAUCGCAACACAAGGUCCUGUUCACGAGACGGUGUAUGACUUCUGGAGAAUGAUCUGGCAGGAACAGUCGGCCUGUAUCGUCAUGGUAACCAACCUGGUGGAGGUGGGAAGGGUUAAAUGUUAUAAGUACUGGCCGGACGACGCUGAGGUUUACGGCGACUUUAAGGUGGCGUUUGUGGAGGUGGAGCCACUAGCUGAAUAUGUGGUGCGAACCUUCACCCUGGAGCGGAGGGGCUUUAAUGAGGUUAGGGAGGUGAAACAGUUCCAUUUCACCGGCUGGCCUGAUCACGGAGUUCCGUAUCACGCCACAGGACUACUUUCUUUCAUCCGCCGUGUCAAGAUGUCCAACCCUCCCAGUGCUGGGCCUAUUGUGGUUCACUGCAGUGCUGGUGCAGGCAGGACAGGAUGUUACAUCGUGAUUGACAUCAUGUUGGACAUGGCUGAGCGGGAGGGAGUAGUGGACAUCUACAACUGUGUUAAAGCGCUCCGAUCCAGACGGAUCAACAUGGUCCAGACGGAGGAGCAGUACAUCUUCAUCCACGAUGCCAUCCUGGAGGCUUGUCUGUGCGGAGACACAGCCAUACCGGCCUGCGAGUUUAAGGUCGCCUACUACGACAUGAUCCGCAUCGACUCCCAGAGUAACUCCUCCCACCUCAAAGAUGAGUUCCAGACGCUGAACUCCGUGACCCCUCAGCCUCAGCCGGAGGACUGUAGUAUCGCUCUGCUGCCCCGUAACCAUGAGAAGAACCGCUACAUGGACAACCUUCCUCCUGACCGUGGCCUGCCUUUCCUCAUCACCAUCGAUGGGGAGAGUAGCAACUACAUCAACGCUGCUCUUAUGGAUAGCUACAGGCAGCCAGCAGCUUUCAUAGUGACCCAACACCCACUGCCCAACACAGUGAAGGACUUCUGGAGACUAGUGUACGAUUAUGGCUGCACCUCUAUUGUCAUGCUCAACGAGAUCGACCUGGCUCAGGGCUGUCCUCAGUACUGGCCAGAGGAGGGUGUGCUCCGAUAUGGGCCAGUGCAGGUGGAGCGUGUGUCCUGUUCCAUGGACUGUGAUGUCAUCAGCCGCCUCUUCCGAAUAUGCAAUCUGACCAGACCACAGGAGGGUUACUUGAUGGUUCGUCAGUUCCAGUACCUUGGGUGGGCGGGGCAUAGGGAAGUCCCGCCCUCCAAGCGAUCGUUCCUGAAACUGAUCCUCCAGGUGGACAAAUGGCAGGAGGAGUGUGAGGAGGGGGAGGGGCGUAUGAUCGUACACUGCCUGAAUGGAGGAGGUCGUAGUGGAAUGUUUUCUGCGAUCAGCAUUGUGUGUGAGAUGAUCAAACGCCAGAACGUCGUGGAUGUGUUCCAUGCUGUGAAGAGCCUGAGAAACAGCAAACCCAACAUGGUGGACAGCCUGGAGCAGUACAGGUUCUGUUACGACCUGGCGCUGGAGUACAUCGAAACCUUGUAAUGAAGAAACCAGGGAGGAACCACUUGCUAUGGAACCAUCUAGCUUCUCAUUGUCCCACCCAGACUGGUAUCUCAGUGGCACCGUCCAUGUGCUCCACAGCAAUUGCUGUUGUAAAUGUGACGGGAGCAGGAUUGGACCGUUGAGUGUUGGAGUGUACACACACACAGCAUGCGCACACACAAACACACACACACACACACACACAGUCUGCUGCCAUGGCCCUCCUGGGCUUGGCCUUAUUUUUGUUGUUUUGGGUUUUUUCUGUCGUUAACGCUGUUAAUGCUAAGGCCAAGCUGUUGCUGAAAGUGACCUUUCCUUUGAGCUCCGUCUCACACACACACACACGCACGCGCGGUUUUAUAUAUCAGUAUACGUAUAUAGAAUAUCCAUUGUUGUGUAAAAUUAAAAUACAAGUAUUAUCCAUGACUCAGAAUGAAGCGCGUGACAUCGGGUUGGUAACGUUUGUAUUGUGCAUUAAUGGCUGGCUUAUUAAGGUUUUGGUUUAGUUUGUUGUUUUCUUUUUUUAUAUAGCAGAACUAUAAUUGUAAGCCAAAGACUUGUGUAAAUAUGUCUAUAUAGAUAAAGCACAUUGUUACGUUGUUUGUAUUUAUUCUUUACCUGCAUCAGUUUUUUGAAGGCUCAAAACAAUCAUUGUCAUUCCGAGUUGUUUACCCAAAUAUUUUACCCGUAAACAUUUAAUUGUACAUUUUGUUUUAGCUUGUUUUUCUAUUUUUGUUUCAACAGUAGUGUAAUGUUUUGGUUAAACGAGUUUUAAUGUUUGUAACUGUGAUGUUUAAAGUGAUUCUCUUUUUAGUGUAGAAAUAAUGCUCAUUUUCUCUCUCUCUCGCUCGCUCUCUCUCUCUCUCUCUCUCUCUCUCCCCCCCUCCUUCCUUUUCCCUCUUGAAGUGAUGCCCAUUCAGGAUCUCACAGAAGAAUCUUUAUUUUUCUGACAUUUUCACGCUUGUAUUGAACUUUUUCUUUUUUGGAAGUUAAACAACUGCCGAGUAAAUCAGUGCUGAUUAAAAGUCCCAGUAUUAGA
Molecule: messenger RNA, 5589 nt
Organism: Electrophorus electricus (electric eel)
Lineage: Eukaryota; Metazoa; Chordata; Actinopteri; Gymnotiformes; Gymnotidae
Gene: ptprk
Product: protein tyrosine phosphatase receptor type K
Biological process (GO): protein dephosphorylation
Cellular component (GO): membrane
Molecular function (GO): protein tyrosine phosphatase activity; protein binding
Source: RefSeq, a predicted model, not a curated record